Molecule: messenger RNA, 5727 nt
Organism: Cavenderia fasciculata
Lineage: Eukaryota; Evosea; Eumycetozoa; Acytosteliales; Cavenderiaceae
Gene: sibE
Product: type A von Willebrand factor domain-containing protein
Exons: 6
Coding region: 1-5727 (1908 amino acids)
Source: RefSeq, a predicted model, not a curated record
AUGUCUGCUUCCUCUUCCAUUGACGAGUUUUGUACAUUCAUCAAGGAAUACAAUCUUUGGGUUGCCAAAAAGAAUAAUACGUCGUCUACUCUCUACUGCAUACUACAAGAAUGUUCACGUCCAGUCCACCCGCUCGCCAUAGAAUAUCAUGUUGUAGUAGUUAUCCUACUCGUCUUUGCUUGUGUUUUCACUCAAGCAACACAUUUUAGAUUUGGGUCUAUUUCAUGGGCACCAUUAUCACAAGACAAUUAUAAUGUUAUUAAUGUAAAGUUGAAUCUUGCAUUUAGAUCGGGUUAUUGGAGCUCGAGUUCGAUCAGGGUUGGUAAUACCAUUUCAUCGGGUACUGGUACGAUUACCAGUGGCAAUGGAGGGUCUGUUGCAGUACCACUUGUCGUCAACACGAUCAAUACUGUCGAUGGCUGGUUUACCGGUACCGCCGAAUUCCAAUACACCUACCCCAAGGGCAAGAACGCCACCUACACCAUUGUCUACACUGGUAAUGCUCGUAUCUCGACGCUCUACAACAACGCCGACAAGAAUUGGAGACUCACUUCAAGUGUCACUAUCAACACAUGGAAGCAAAACAGCUCACCAGUCACCAACACCUACCCAAUCAUUCCAGUGGUUACACCAGGCACCAACACAUUCCAAAUCGUCGCUACCGACGCUGAGAGCAGCACACUCACCUACUCGUUAUCCGAACCAUCCGAGUUUGGUGGAGGUUCCAAAUGCCCCAAUCUUACAGUGUCCAACUCUGGUCUAGUUACCUUUACCACUGGUAUCAAGCCAUCUCUCUUUAACACUCAAAUCAAGAUCUCUGACGGUACCGAUUUCACCGUCACUGAUUUCAUUCUCCAAUCCGACUAUGGAUCGAUUAAUGCCGAACCACCCUAUUUCGCACCACCAACUCCCGAUGACGGUGACGUCCUUUUCGUGCAACCAGGUACCAACAUCUCAUUGACCUAUCUUGCCAAAUCCAACACUAGCUCGCAAGUAUUCAUCAAGCCAUCCAACGUCCCAUACGGUGUCACUCAAUACGCCCAAGCUGGUUUGAAUCCAGGUACCAUGAACAGUUGGUGGGUUCCAACUGCCAGUAAUGUAGGUCGUUAUGUCAUUUCUCUAGGUCUCUCUGAUAAAGAAGGUUUGAGUAUGACUGGUCAAAGCUCCUUUGUUUUAGUUGUUGAAUCACCAUCAUGUGGACAUGGUAGACCAUGUAAUGGAGCAGAUACAUCAUGUUGUGUUUGUGAUGGAAAUUGGGAUAAUUCAACCAAAUGUUUUGAAUGCAAAGAAGGAUUCUAUGGUCCAGAUUGUAUUCCAACUCCACCAUGCAAGAAUGGUACUGUCAAUGGCGGUGUAGCCGGUGACGGUUCCUGUCAAUGUUACUCUGGAUACACUGGAUCCGCUUGUGACACUCCAAUCAGCAAGAGAUGUGCCGCUAGCGACCCAUCAGCAGUUGUUUCCACCGCCUCCAACGACAAUAGUUUUGUCAACCCAACUCUCUCGUCGGUCUAUGUCUCGACCACCUCCAAAACAGCCUUUAACGUCCCCAUCAAGGUUACUGUACCAAGCCCACUCCCAGCACUCGAUGUCUACGUCCUCUUGGAUGUCGCCACCAGAACCUCAACCAUUACCAGUGAUUUCAUCAACUAUAUCGACUCUUUUGUCAACUUGGUCGGUGGAAACGUCGAGAAUGUUAGAUUUGGUUACGGUAGAUUCUCAGAUGCCACCAAUGGUGGAUACAACUUCCAAGCUGUCAACACUAUCGGUACUACGAUCAAUGAUUUCAUCAAGACUACCGCCUUUACCACCACUACCACCACAUCGGGCAACUCAAUGGUCGCUCUCUACAACGCUGCACUCAACUCGAAUGGUUGGAGACAGGGUUCGUUCAGAGUGAUCCUCGUCGUCACUGACAAUGAUGCCGUCGCACCAACCACUGCCAACAGCAACCUCUACAUGAAUGCAUUGGCACAAAACUCGAUCAUGCCAGUUGUUCUCGGCACUGGUAGCUCAUCGCUCACCAACUGGAACGCAUUCUUUAGCGCUGCCGGCUUUGGUUACUCGCUUGCAUCGGGUACUGGCUCUGCAUGGGCAUCCAACGCUGCCACACUCGCAUCGGUCCGUUCAUACUCCAAGAUUGUCACCCGUGUCACCAACGAUGCCGACGGUUUUGCCACCGCCAAGGUUGCCGACGUCACUACUGCUUCGCUCAACACCAUCAAUGUGCCCGUCGUCUUCCCAACGGCCGACCCAUCCAACAAUCCAACCGUCGAAGUCUCCUUUAUCGGUUUUGGCAAGAGUUCAAUGAACAUUGUCUACAAUCACGCCCCCGUUGCCAUGUCGUCGAUCAUCAACAUCAACGAAGACACCGUCGCCACCUUCUCGUUUGCAUCGACCGUCUCUGACCCCGAUUUCAACAUCCUCACCAUCUCUUUCAACUCGCUCCCAACCAAGGGAAGCAUCAAGUACAAUGGAGCCGCUGCCACCACCACCGGUGUCUACCCUUCAGCCGCCAUCUUUACCUAUACCCCAAAUGCCAACUACUUUGGAGCUGACAUGUUCUCCUACAGUGUCAAUGACGGUUGUUUGGUGUCUGGAUCAACCGGUUUGAUCACUGUCAACCCUGUCAAUGAUCCACCAACUUGCAAUGCCUAUGGUAUCACCUCGAAUGGCGGUCAAUCAUCUGCUGCAUUCACACUCACCGGUAGCGACAUUGACAAUGAGCCAAGUGAACUCUUUAUCAUCUACUCUUCACUCGCCAACAUUGCAUCGUACGGUACACUCAAGACUGUUGCCGGUGCUGCCGUUGUUGCAGGUACCAAGUAUGUAUACGGCACCCAAUUCAUCUUUACCCAAACCUUUAACGGUGCCGACACUGUCACCACCGUUCCAUUUGUCAUCCAUGACGGUGAACUCCCAUCCUCUUCAUCGUGCAGUCUUACCAUCAACAUGAAGCACACCAACGUUGCUCCAGUACUCUCUGCUCCACUCUCGGUCACAUCCAAUGCAGGUUCUGAAAUCAUAUUUGGUGUCACUGCCGAGGAUUCAGACUCUACUACCAUCCAAUUCUCGGUUGUAUCUGUCACUCCUGGCACUGGAUACUUUUAUCUCUGUGGAACCUCCACCAAGAUCACCGCCGCUGUCAAUGUUGGCACUCCAAUCACCCUCGCCAACAACAAGGCAUUGACUCAAGCAGUCUGCUACCACAUCGAUGGUGCUCAACCAAACGGUCUCAACGUUGCCAGCGUUGUAUUUGGUUCGGCCGACAACCAAGGUCUCCCAUCCAACACUGUCACUGUCCAAGUCAACGUUGCCGGUACUCGUAACAAUGCCAAGCCAGUUGCCACCCCAGUCACUGUCCCAGCACUCUAUGAAGACGGUCUCUCUGUCGCUAUCGUCCUCAACGGUACCGAUGCCGAUACUUUGGAUCAAGGUAACCUCCGUGCAGUCUACACUGCUCCAUCCAAGGGUCAAUUGAUUGUUGCUGCCGGUGGUGCUGUUGCUGCUGCCGACGGAAAGGCUCCAUACACUGUAUACUACAAGCCAAAUGCUCUCUUUUACGGUACUGACUCAUUUACAUUCUAUGUCUAUGAUACUAUGGGUGCUGUCUCUGAUUCUGUCACUGUUACACUCACUGUCAUCCAUGUCAACCAUCCACCAACUCUUCCAUCUGCCACACUCUCAUUCACUCAACUCUCACAUCCACUCCAAUCACUCACACCCAAUGAUGUAGAUGUCGGAGAUGUGUUGACAUGUUAUGUUGUCUCACUCCCAACUACUGGUCAAGUCACCGACUCUAGCAGUGUUGCUAUUACCAGUGUUGCAUCACCAGUUGUUCUCUCGACCAAGCAAUUCAGUGCCAAGGAAACACCAGCCAACUCUAUCGACCCAUACACCACUACUUUCAAGGCCAAGUGUUGUGAUCAAGUUGGUGCCUGUUCUCCAGACACUACCAUGACCAUUGUCUACAAGUAUAUUAACCAAGCUCCAGUUGCUCUCCAAACCAACGCAUCAUGUGAUCAAGACUCAUCAGUCACAUUCAACUUUAACUAUACCGAUGACAAACCACUCCCAGCUACCAUCAAGUUGGUCACCCUCCCAACCAACGGUGUCCUCCUCGUCAACAAUGUCGUCGUCUCAUCGACCGACACUAUCCUCCCAACCGACAAUGUAGUGUACCGUCCAAAUGCAGGUAAAUCCAACGAUGAUACUAUUGGCUUUGCCGGUCCACUCGACACUAUCUCAUUCAGUGUCAUUGACUCUGAUUCGUUGUACUCUCAACAACCAUCAACUGCCACAUUCUAUGUUGCUCCACGUAAACCACCCACCUACACUGGUCUCAACGAGCUCAACACCAAUGAAGACACUACUUUGAACUUUAUUGUUGAAGGUGCUCCACCAAGAGGUCAAUCCAACUUUGAUCUUGUUCUCGGUGACAUUGAAGGACGUGGACAAUUGUCAUACUAUGUUUGUGAUGAACCAGAAUGUCUCCGUAUCGCCAAAAAGGGAGACACAUUCCAACACGAUACCAAGUAUCCAUUCAUCUACACUCCAUUGGCCAAUGACAAUGGAAAUGCCAUCUUUAACCUCUCCUUUACCCUCGUCUCUGAACAACAAGUAUCAUCAGACACUGUAAAGAUUGUCAUCAAUGUACUCCCAGUCAACGAUCCACCAACCAUUGUAUUGAAUGACUUUACCAUUGUCGGUGUCGAAGGUUCCAAAGCACCAUUGACCAAUGUCAUCUCAUUCCCAAUGAACCAAAGUAUCAUCAUGUCUUGGUCUGGUUAUGAUAUCGACUCGCCAAACAACACUCUUGUCUGCACUGUCGCUUCACUCAAGGUAGCUGCCGGUUCAUUCUACACUUACAAUGCAUCCAACUCUGAAAAUGGAUUUGUUGGAAGCAAGCUCGUAAGAGGUUCGUCACUCGGCACUUAUGAUGCCGUCACUAACCUAUGGCACGCUGUCUUUGUCCCAACCGAGGGUCGUUAUGGUAAUGGUUUUGCUGGAUUCUCUUUCAGUUUGGUCGAUGACCAAUUGUUGGCUUCACCACCAUCGACCGUCACCAUCAACGUUGAGUCGGUCAACCAAGCUCCAUCCAUCACACUCAAGCAAGCCUCCUUUACCGGAGUUGAACAAACCGAUAUUGUCAUCACCGGUGUCACUUUUAGAGACCCAGACUCCAACAUUAACAAUGUCUCUCUUGUCAUCUCGGUUGUCAACGCCAACCAAGAACUCGUCAAGGGAUCGUCCAUCUCAUUCUUUGGUAAUGUUGAAAAGGAAUACUGUGUCAAUGAAACCAACAAGAUCACCUGUGUUGAAGACCAAGACACUUUGAAUGCCUUGAUCAAGACCAUCACUGUCCACAACCCAACCACUGGAAACAUCUUCCUCAACGUCUUUGUUGAUGAUCUCGGUUACAAUGCACCAAUCGCCAAACGUAACGUCAGUCAUCUCACAGCCACUGAAAACGUUGCACUUCUCGUCUCAUCCAAGCCAACCAGCAAGACUACCAACACCACAGUCUUGUCUGCUGCUAUUGCCGGUGCCGUCGCAGGUGCUGCCAUUCUAGUUGCCGGUGCCUGGAAGUUCCUCAAGAAGUCCGUCCCACCAACCAGUGCCUUCUUUGGUGACUCUCCAUUCUCUGAUGGUGCCAUCUCAUCCAAUCCACUCUACCAAGAAUCUGGUAAUGCUGGUGUCAAUCCAUUCUAUGAAGCUAGUUCUGCUUAA